AUGGGAUCAGAGCUGGCGCUAAAGAAAGAAAGGCAUGAAAAGAUGGUUGAAGCCGAUAGAAAACGCGAGAUCAUCAGGCAGGUCUACACGAACCCUAGGACAGGUUUCGGGAACCUAGAUCAAACUCUGCGGCAGGCUAGAGCUCGCGAUCAAACAAUCAGCCGAGGCGAUGUGCGUCUGUUCCUUAACGACCUGAUAGUGCGUCAAGACAGACCCGAACGAGGGCAAAACGGGUUCGUGCCUCCAGAGCCGAUGUUUCAGCUGCAAGUGGACCUCGCCGAUAUGACCGCCUUCGCCCAAGGCCCGUAUAAGUACAUGCUAGUAGCGAUUGACACUUUCAGCAAGAAGCUCACAGCGAUCCCCUUGGCCAACAAAGAUGCCGCCUCAGCAUCCAGAGCGUGGGAUCAAGUCGUCAAGGAUCUCGGCAUACCACUCACCGUCUACAGUGAUGACGGUAGCGAAUUUAAGCAUGAAUUCAAACAGAAACUUGACUACUUCUCUAUCGACAAAGCUUUCGGAAGGGGUGGGCAAAAGGAUCCAGAGACGGCUGACAAGGCCUUGGCCAGGAUGAAACGCAACGUCAAGAUGAACGCCGGAGCGAGGCCUCAAAUCGCCGUGGGAGAUCUCGUUAGGGUCAGGGUCAAGCCUAUCGAAAGCAGGGACUCUUACAGGGUUACGGAAGUAGCGUGGAGCGAGCGGGUUUACACAGUCGCCAGAAUCGAAAAUACAGACGGCGGGCCCUACUUUUUCCUCGAGGACUGGGCCGGAGAUCAGUUGGUUCGACGAGACCUCAGGAAGGUGGACUCAGAGGAUUAG
Symbiodinium natans is the source of this 816-nucleotide messenger RNA. The record is from the annotation of a GenBank genome assembly. NCBI's taxonomy places the organism in Eukaryota, Dinophyceae, Suessiales, Symbiodiniaceae.